Messenger RNA from Octodon degus (degu), 1072 nucleotides. Its product is annotated as C-type lectin domain family 4 member A-like. Bases 196 to 723 code for a protein of 175 amino acids. NCBI's taxonomy places the organism in Eukaryota, Metazoa, Chordata, Mammalia, Rodentia, Octodontidae. The record is from RefSeq and is a predicted model, not a curated record. The transcript is spliced from 6 exons.
UCUGUGGACCUCAUGACUCAACAUUCUGGGUUUUAAUUCUCAGGAGAUACUUCUCUGAAGUAUUUGUUUAUUUAGUGCCUGUAGAUUUCUAUAGUUGAGUGGCAGGACAAUUUACCAUAUGUUUGAUCAUAUUUGUAACAUGUUUUAAGAGACAGAUGAAAUACAUUUUCAGAAGAAAGCAAAUCUUUGCUCAACAUGACCUUGGAAACUCUACGUGUUAAAGCUCCCCAAGAGAGGGUGUCCCCCGGAAAAUAUACUGCUGGUUCUCUCAAGCUCCUUUUUGCUUCACUGCUGGUACUUUUCCUGUUGAAGGUGGUUUUAUCAUCUGUCACUUGUAUUGUUUUUUCCAAAAAUAUUCUCAGCAUGAAGAAAAAUGUGACUGUAAAAGAACUGGUUCACACAGAAUUGGAGUGUGUAAAGAACAAUCAUACUACUGAAGGCUACUGGAGUCCUACUCAGAACGCAGAUGAAUUCAUCGCACAGAAUGUGAAAAAAGGCUGUGCUUAUUAUGUGGGGUUGUCAGAUCCAGAGGGUCAGAGACAUUGGCAAUGGGUUGAUCAGACACCAUAUGAUGCAAAUGUCACAUUCUGGCACCCAAAGGAGCCCAAUAAUAAACAUGAACGCUGCGUCACGAUAGAUUAUCGUCAGCAGUGGGGUUGGAAUGAUUUCCUUUGUGAUGGAGCUGAGAGGUCAGUUUGUGAGAUGAUGAAGAUCUACCUGUGAACCACACAUUGUCGUGGCACAAGUGGUUGGACUGACAUCCGUCAUGAGAUGUAGUUGCAAGAUCUUGAUGUGAAGGGGUAGUUUUAGAAUUUCAUGUAUGUGAGUCACUAUUCCUACUUUGAGAAAAGUGGUUUCCACAUUUAUCUGCUCAUUCUUUCCAUUGCUCAGCAUGAAACGAGCACUUGCUGAGUGUUUUCCACAUGGCCUACACUGGAGACCCCUUUUGUGUGUACAUAGAAACCAUGUGAGCCCCUUUCCUAAUUUCUGUCUGAAUGAUGAAGUUUAUUUACUAAUGCAAUUAAGUGAUGCAGUUCCUCAUGUUUUUCUGUUUUCUCCCCUUUGUCUUUAU